GCUGCUGGAGUGUUCAGGUCUUCAGUGGCGCACGAUCUCGCAUCUUGCAGAGUGCAGAUCUAACCUAUUACCAACAAACAUCAAUUAUCUUGUGUGAUUUAAUAAAAUAAAAGAAUUGUACAUUUCUUGAGAGAGUGUUUUGUGAAAGAUUCCUUUACAACGUUGUGCUUAUUGUAGUAUUUGUCGCCCCAGGCAUUUUAACUGCCGGGGCUAAUUUUAAGCCCAAAAAUAUGAAUUAUUAUCGACCAUUACGAUUAUAUGCGCUCCUUGUGUGUUUUUCGACUUUAGUUCGCGCGCAAUGGUAUCCUGACAAUCGAAACACUAGGGUAGGACUAUAUCGACGAUCAGAUAUAGCACCGCUAGAGAAUCCUACAAAUAACGAACCUUAUCAAUAUAUACCGGAAAAUUUUAAUGUUUUUGAAUCGCCAGCUAAUAAAAAAAAUUCAUCAAAAUGUUUACCUAAAUGUUACGCAGAAAAGGGUGAUCGGGGUUUUCCUGGAUUUCCCGGUUUACCUGGUCCACCAGGUAACAAAGGUUUCGAAGGCCCUGAAGGUCCAGUAGGGCCAAAAGGUCUCAAAGGAGAGCCUGGAUUACAAGGUCCACAAGGCCAAAUAGGAGAUCGUGGUGAACGAGGUUAUCCUGGCCAUCCAGGUCGUGAUGGAUCUAAAGGUGCUGAUGGACCACGUGGUGAUGCUGGAAUACCUGGACGUGAUGGAUGUAAUGGAACAGAUGGACGGCCUGGAGUUGAUGGUACACCGGGUAUUCCAGGACCCAGAGGUUAUCCAGGACCUCCGGGAAUAAAAGGAGACAAAGGACCACCCGCAAUAUGUGGAAGAUUUCCUAAAGGUCAAAAGGGAGAGGCUGGGAGAGAUGGUGUACGUGGUCCACCUGGUUAUCCUGGACCAGAAGGGCCUCCAGGGUUAAUAGGACCAAAAGGUAGUUUGGGUCUUGAGGGACCAAAGGGGGAUAGAGGUUUAAAGGGUGAAAAAGGAAAUAUUGGUGUAUCAUAUAAUGGCGACAAAGGUGACAAGGGUGAUAUAGGUCCAGCUGGUAUUCCUGGAGUUGAUUGCACAUGUGAAUUUGAAGACAGUAACACAACUGUUGUAUAUGGAAAUAAUGGUGAUAAAGGUGAUAAAGGUUUGAAGGGAGAGCCUGGAAUAGGUGAACGUGGAUGGAAUGGUGAAAAAGGUGAUAAAGGGCGACAAGGUGAAAUUGGCUUAGACGGGGAAAAAGGAGAAAAAGGUUUACCGGGACAGCCUGGCAUUCGAGGUCGUGAUGGAUAUGCUGGACCACCGGGUCCCCCAGGGCAAAAAGGUGAUAGAGGUGAAGAUGGUUUAGAUGGAUUACCAGGCCGACCGGGACGUAAAGGUGAGCCUGGUCCUGAAGGGCCUAUGGGACCAACAGGUUUAAGGGGACCACCAGGGCCACCAGGAGGUGGAAAAGGAAGACCCGGUCCACCAGGACCUGCAGGCCCAAGAGGUUUUCCAGGAAGACCUGGACCUCCAGGCUUAGAUGGAAUACCUGGUAGCCCUGGCUUACGUGGCCCUACUGGACCAGCAGGUGGCCCAGGAGAACAAGGGUUGCCUGGACUUGAGGGACCUGGAGGUGAUAAAGGUGAAAAAGGUGAGCCUGGCUUGCCUGGAUUACCUGGUCAAGAUGGUCCACGAGGUUAUACCGGACCACCAGGACAACCUGGGGCACAAGGGCCUCCAGGAGAAAAGGGAUUAUCAAUCAGGGGACCACCAGGAGAUAAAGGAUUUGGUGGACGUGAUGGAGAAAAGGGACAGAAAGGUGAAAAAGGACAUCCAGGAACUAGAGGAUCACCUGGUGAUUCAAUUGAUGGAAUACCAGGACCACCAGGGCCAAUUGGUCGAAAAGGUGAAAGAGGUAAGCCAGGACGUCCAGGUAAUGAUGGCCCAAAAGGAGAUAAAGGAGAUAAAGGAGAUCGUGGUGGAACUGGUCAGAAUUGUUCACCUGGCUCUAAAGGAGAUAAAGGAGAUAGAGGUUUUGAUGGAUUUCCUGGAACACCUGGUGUAACAGGACCCCCUGGUGAACGUGGAUAUCCAGGUGAAGAUGGACAACCUGGCCCGCCAGGAAUAAAUGGCCCUCCAGGUCCACCUGGUGUGGAUGGUGUUCCCGGACUUCCUGGGGCGGAAGGUCGGCAAGGAAAAGAUUGUAUCUAUGAUUUAAGUUUAAUAUCAUUGAAAGCCGAAAAAGGUCAAAGAGGCAACACAGGAUUACCAGGUCCACAAGGACCUAAAGGUGACAAGGGAAAUCAAGGUUUUCCUGGUAGUAAAGGUGAAACGGGCUUUAGAGGAGAAAAAGGUGAUAAAGGUUACCCAGGUCGUAGUGGAAAUGAUGGCGUGGAUGGACUGCCUGGAUUACCAGGUGUGGAUGGUGAAAAAGGAGAUAGUUUAAUAGGCAGACCAGGAGAACCAGGAUUUUCUGGUGGUCCUGGCCAAAAAGGUGAACCAGGAUUUAAAGGAGAUAAAGGUGCACCUGGAAUAAGUGCUCCAUGUAAUAUUCGAGAAGGUCAAAAAGGUGAUAGAGGUGCAACAGGUCAGAAAGGUGAGCCAGGACCGGAAGGGCCAAUGGGUUUCCCAGGAGAAAAAGGUGAAAUUGGAUAUGAUGGAGAAAAAGGUGACAAAGGAGAUCGAGGAAUACCAGGGCCUGUUGGACCACGUGGUUUACCGGGUCAAAGGGGAGAAAAGGGUGAACAAGGUGUUAUGGGUUUCCCAGGUGAUGCUGGAAAUGAUGGACCGCCAGGUACACCCGGAUUAAUGGGCAUCAAAGGAACUAAAGGAGAAGCAGGUAUCCCAACAGCGGGACCUCCAGGUCCUCCGGGACCACAUGGACCAAAGGGUGAUUCUGGCUUGCCGGGAUUGCAAGGGCCGCCUGGACCUGAUGGGGAUUAUGGUGCACCAGGACUUACAGGUGAAAAGGGUGAACAAGGUCGACCUGGUAUUAAUGGAUAUCCAGGACAACCGGGUCAAAAAGGUGAUCCAGGACCAAUUGGACCACAAGGAAUACCAGGUAUACCGGGUAAAGAUGGUGAAAACGGAUUUCCAGGAGAGCCUGGAAAACCCGGAGAAACUGGUCGUAUUGGGCCAAUUGGUUUUCCGGGACAAAAAGGAGAAAAUGGUGUACCAGGUCCAGAUGGUCCGCAAGGUUUUCCUGGCCCAAGAGGUGAACCAGGUUCUCCUGGAUUAGCAGGACCUAAAGGUUUAAAGGGUGUGGCAGGUAACAAAGGACAACCUGGUAUGCCAGGAUGGCAUGGACCACAAGGUCCUAUUGGAGAAAGAGGAUUACCUGGCCUUCCUGGAAUGAAAGGUGAUAAAGGAUUAGAUGGAGUAAGAGGAUAUCCAGGAGCUGCAGGACAACCAGGUUUCAAAGGUGAAAUCGGCUUUCCGGGAAUAGAUGGACAAAAAGGUGAACCAGGCCCACCAUCUGAUAAAGGACAAAAGGGAGAACCUGGUUUAUCUGGUUUAAGAGGACCUCAAGGAUUACCUGGAUAUCCUGGUUUUAACGGUACAAAGGGAGAAGCAGGACAGCCAUGCAUUGGGCGGAAUGGAUUGCCAGGAGAAAAGGGGGAUGAAGGAGAACCAGGUCUUGAUGGAGCGCCUGGAUUCCCAGGUGAAAAAGGAGAACCUGGUCUUCCUGGAUAUCCAGGUCCAAAAGGUGAUAUUGGUCCGGCAGGAAAAAUUGGUGAUGCUGGAUUGCCUGGAAUGGAAGGUUUGCCUGGAGAACCCGGUGAGAGAGGAUUCCCUGGUUUACCAGGUGUGGAUGGCGAAAAAGGAGAUAUUGGAUAUACUGGAACACCAGGAUUAAAUGGUCCAAAAGGUGAGUCAGGACCUAUAGGACCCGCGGGACCUGCUGGUGAUCUAGGAUUUCCUGGUUUGGAUGGAGAACGAGGUCCACCUGGACCAGUUAUUAACGUUAAAGGAGAAAAGGGAGAGCCCGGUCCUCCUGGAGUUCCUGGUGCCACUGGAAAAGACGGACUACCUGGUUUUACUGGUGAAACUGGAGAAAAAGGUGAUAAAGGAGAUGCAGGUUUACCUGGACCUCGUGGUUACAAUGGAUUACCGGGAACUAAAGGAAAUCAAGGUUUACCGGGACCACUUGGACCUCCUGGAUUACCUGGUUUAACAAUCAAAGGAGAAAAAGGUCUUCCUGGUUUACCAGGAAAACCUGGAAGAGACGGUAUACCUGGAAGUACUGGCGAAAAAGGAGAGCUAGGUUUACCUGGACUUCCAGGUUUACCAGGAAUACACGGAAGCCCGGGGCAAAAAGGUGUUCAAGGAGAUAAAGGAGAUGCCGGUUUACCAGGUAUACCUGGCUUACCAGGAAUGGAUGGACAACGAGGUGAUCCAGGUAUUGAAGGUUUACCUGGAUAUCCGGGAGAAAAAGGAGAGACUGGACCGCGUGGAUUAUCAGGAGGAGUUGGUAACAAAGGUGAUACAGGACCACCAGGUCAACCUGGAUGGCCAGGAAUUCCGGGGCCGAAAGGAGAACGUGGAAAUGAUGGAAUUCCAGGCGCAGAUGGUUUAGAUGGCCCACCUGGUGAAAGAGGAUUAUCUGGCUUACCUGGUUUGCCAGGUAUAGAUGGCCCACCUGGUGAAAAAGGUGAUAAAGGUUUACCUGGUCUAACACCACCACCAGGACCAAAAGGUAAUCCAGGGCCACAAGGUCCUCCGGGAAGACCAGGUGAACGUGGAGCAAGAGGUUUACCAGGUGCACAAGGACGUGAUGGUUAUCCUGGUGAGAAAGGUGAUAGAGGUGUAGACGGAUUACCAGGACCACCUGGUUUACCUGGUGAGCCAGGUGUUGAAGGGCCACCAGGCUUAGCUGGAGUACGCGGUUUAACUGGUGAACCUGGACCAAAAGGUGAUAUUGGUGAAAAAUGUGUUGCAGAACCAGAUUAUUUAACUGGAAUAUUAUUAGUAAAGCAUAGUCAAAGUAGUGAAAUACCACAAUGUGAACCAGGUCACAUAAAAAUAUGGGACGGUUAUUCAUUCUUAAAUGUACAAGGUAAUCAAGAAUCACAUGGACAAGAUUUAGGACAUGCAGGCUCAUGUAUUAGAAAAUUCUCAACAAUGCCAUUCUUAUUCUGUGAUUAUAACGAUGUAUGCAAUUAUGCAAGUAGAAAUGACAAAUCAUAUUGGUUAUCAACCAAUCAAGCGAUACCGAUGAUGCCAGUUAGUGAAUCUGAAAUACCCAAGUUUAUAUCAAGAUGUGUUGUUUGUGAAGCACCAUCAAAUAUUAUUGCUGUGCACAGCCAGGCAUUAAAUGUUCCAGAUUGUCCUUAUGGUUGGGAAGGCUUAUGGAUUGGAUACAGUUUCUUAAUGCACACUGGACAUGGAGCUGGUGGAGGUGGACAAUCAUUAUCAAGUCCUGGUUCAUGUUUACAAGAUUUCCGUGCAACACCAUUCAUUGAAUGUAAUGGCGCUAGUGGUACAUGCCAUUACUUUGCAAACGAAUAUAGUUUCUGGCUAACAACAAUUGACGAGCGACAACAAUUCCAAAUGCCACAAAAAGAAACACUCAAAGCUGGUAAUCUACGACAACGUGUUAGUAGAUGUCAAGUAUGCAUUAAAAAUAGAACGUAGUAAUUAAUUCCCACUCACUUCUUCUCUAAAUAAAUAAAAAUGUAUAUCAGAAUAACCUAAAAAAAAGGAUCACCAUAGUAAAGACACAAAUGAAUUUUGAAACGAACUUAUUACGAAUACACACGCUGAUAAAAAAAUAAUAAUUAAAAAAAAAAAGUUAGUAGGUC
Molecule: messenger RNA, 5773 nt
Organism: Chrysoperla carnea
Lineage: Eukaryota; Metazoa; Arthropoda; Insecta; Neuroptera; Chrysopidae
Gene: Col4a1
Product: collagen alpha-2(IV) chain
Exons: 12
Coding region: 231-5606 (1791 amino acids)
Cellular component (GO): collagen trimer
Molecular function (GO): extracellular matrix structural constituent
Source: RefSeq, a predicted model, not a curated record